This is a messenger RNA of Bathycoccus prasinos, 2184 nucleotides long. RefSeq lists its product with no specific name. The coding region runs from base 1 to 2184 and encodes 727 amino acids. The record is from RefSeq and is a predicted model, not a curated record. The transcript has a single exon. Lineage: Eukaryota; Viridiplantae; Chlorophyta; Mamiellophyceae; Mamiellales; Bathycoccaceae.
AUGUGGCGCAAAGGCUGGGUGGAUAGGAUCGAGAGCUCGACUGGGCAGGAGCACCGCGUGUCGUUGUGCAACGCGUGCGGUUUGCUUUGGAAACGUGGGUGGUUUUGUGUCCACUGCGAAUGCGUGUACAGAAAAGAUCUGUUGGAAGAAGGGAAGAAGAACAAAGAGGAGGUAAAAGAAGAGGAGAUGUGGAUCGGGUGCGAGUAUUGCGAUAACUUUAGCCAUUUCGAGUGCGAGAGGAAAGCGGAGGAUUCAAAGACGAUCUUGGGGAUGGAUGCGUACGCGUGCCCGGAGUGCAGGAUGAAAGCGGUGUUGGCGUGCGCCGCCGAAGAAGAGGGAGGAGACAAAGGAGAAGAAAAAGAAGACGUCGCGUUGCCGAAAUUUUGCGAUAUAAAGGAUACAGAAACGGCGAAGAAGACGUUGGGGGAACCGCGAAAGACGAAGACGACGAAUAAGGGAGGAGGUAAAAGCACGAAGAAAACAGGGAUGAAGACCGUAGGGAAAAGGUGUAUUCAUCAGAGACCUUUUUUGCGAACGCCGAGAGGCGCGGGGAACGGGAGCAAGAAAGGUGUGGAGAAGAACGUUCUCGGGUUGCUAAAAACCGGCGCGAUUUCGCCGGGGGUGAAGAAAAAUCGGCCGACGAAGAGAGCGAUGACGUUGAGCGCGAGAAAAGGAGACGAAGAAGAAGAAGAAGAAGAAGAAGAAGAAAAGAAGACGCUGACGAAAACGCCGCCGAGAAAGAAAGGAACGAAGAAGAAGGCGGCGCAAAAAGUGUCGAAGAAAGUUUCGACGCCGAAGAAGGCGAAAGAAACGUCUCUGGCGAAGAAGAAACGCGCGAUCGAGCAAAGCCUGGCGGCGCUAGAAACGCCACCGAAAGAAAAGAAAUCGAAAGCAGCAGCCGCGGCAUUAGAAGAGGAGGACGAAUUUCCGAUUGUCGACGAUUUUGACGAUUCCGACGUCUUUUCUAUGUGGUCGAUGAAACCGACGGCGCCUUCCACGAAGACAGCGUUAGCGCUGCAACGAGCGAAACAGUUCUUAGCGGACGAACACAUUCCACUGGAUGCGAUUAAAAAACACGAUUCGAGUCUUUUGGGUGGGCUCGAAGACGUCUUUGGCGACAGAACACUUUUAGCGGCAGACCACGAAGCGGAAGGUUCGAGAGAGAGCGGUACAAAAGCGGCAACUACCGCUGCCGUCGCGACUGUGGAAGCGACCACGGCACCGAUCCCCAUUUUCGAUGAAAUGUUUCCAGCCACCGGAAAUCGUACGCAAGACAAAGUCUUGGCAUCCGCGGAAAUGAUGUUGAAAUCCGCCCGCGAAUGUCUCGAGAAAGCCGUCGACGACCACUGGGCGCUCGUGAAGCAACACAAAGACAACGACGAGAGAAACCAACUGCAAGAUCACAAGUUUCUCUCGAUGAAUACGCGCAAAAACACGCAGAGUCACGCGUUUAAACCAAUCUUAAACGCAAAAAUGGCGUUACAGAAGAUAUCGUCUCUACCAACGUUGAAGAAAAGUUUAGGCUCGUCUUCAAUUAAAGCGAAGAAUGCAAUCGUUGAGCGUUCAAAGAUUAAAGAUACGCUCCGAGAUAUUUUACAAACGUUUGGCAAUGGGCGAGAAAUACUCGAGAAUUUGAGUAAACUCGGAGGUUUUUGGACGACGCUUGCAACAGAAUUCCUUCACGAAAUGAACCAAGCGCAUGUGGCGAGCGCUUCGAUGAUGAUGGCGAGCAUUAAUCCGUCCGAGUCGUUGAGCGUGCAAGGGGGUCCGUUCGCGACGGACGUUAAGAAAUAUGCAGCAGCAGCAGCAGCAGUGAUGAAGGAGGGGGAUAAAGACAAAGAUAUCGUCAACCGCGACGAUGAUAUCACCAUCGUAUCUCCUUUACCUCUUAAAAUUACUUGUCCCGUGUUGAAACGUCCAAAAUUGUACCCCACCGGGGGUGGCGGUUUCAUCUCAAACGGUGCUGGACAAAUGGUGCCUCGAAUGAAAACGACAAGUUCAAAACACGACAGUCUCUUCCCGCCAGUUCCUGAGAUAUUUGACAGCGAAAUGUACGAGGAUGGUACUCAACCGAAAAGUGUCGCGGCACCAGACGCUUCCUGGGGAUCCCCGUUGAGCGAGUAUUUCGAUAUGGUUGUCAACGAAGGCGAACAACCGAACGUGAGCGGCGAAGAUAUUGAUUGA